AUGGCAGAGAAAAAAGCGUUUGAUUUAGGGGAAAUCUAUGCAACAGACGAGUUAGCAACACUCUCAUUAGCAAUGUACUGUGAGUGCAAAAGAACCCCGCGAACAAACAACGGGUUUACGGGUUUCGAGACGCCGCCAGUCGAGGGGCCCCGACUACCGCCUGCAGAGUCAGACGAGCCCGCUCAAUAUUUAGUGGCGAUGUCGGAGAAAAAACGGGGGGCUCUCCGCACACACAUAUUCAAAAUAAAACCCGUGCAAUGGCCGACGAGGCAUCGUGCCAGCAGCGGAGGCAGAGAAGAAGCUGAGAAAGCCGUGGAUAGGAGGGGUGACGACGAAAAGAAGAAGACGACGGCAAGACACCGGCCGCACCCGUCAGUCCCGGCACAAGACACGCACAUACACUCAAAAAUCUCUCUUUUCAGAUUAGCAUUGGCAGACGGUGAAAAAACGCCACCAAAUGAAACAGGUUUGUUUUGCUGA
Strongylus vulgaris is the source of this 480-nucleotide messenger RNA. NCBI's taxonomy places the organism in Eukaryota, Metazoa, Nematoda, Chromadorea, Rhabditida, Strongylidae. The record is from the annotation of a GenBank genome assembly.